This is a messenger RNA of Nestor notabilis (Kea), 1372 nucleotides long. RefSeq names its product actin, alpha 2, smooth muscle, aorta (gene ACTA2). The record is from RefSeq and is a predicted model, not a curated record. Lineage: Eukaryota; Metazoa; Chordata; Aves; Psittaciformes; Psittacidae. The transcript is spliced from 9 exons. Bases 90 to 1223 code for a protein of 377 amino acids.
GCACCAUCUCAGAGGAGUUAUCUAUCCCCAGCCAAGCACUGUCAGGGGCUGUUUUCUGUCCAAAGGGCCUGAGGACACUGACAUAGAAGAUGUGUGAGGAAGAGGACAGCACUGCCCUUGUUUGUGACAAUGGGUCAGGGCUCUGUAAAGCCGGCUUUGCUGGUGAUGACGCUCCAAGAGCAGUUUUCCCUUCCAUUGUGGGUCGUCCCAGGCACCAGGGUGUGAUGGUUGGUAUGGGUCAAAAAGACAGCUACGUAGGUGAUGAGGCUCAAAGCAAGAGAGGAAUCCUGACCUUGAAAUACCCCAUAGAACACGGAAUCAUCACAAACUGGGAUGACAUGGAGAAGAUCUGGCAUCACUCUUUCUAUAACGAGCUGCGUGUUGCACCUGAAGAACACCCAACUCUGCUGACUGAGGCUCCACUGAAUCCCAAAGCCAACCGAGAGAAAAUGACCCAGAUUAUGUUUGAGACUUUCAAUGUUCCAGCCAUGUAUGUAGCUAUUCAAGCCGUCCUGUCCCUCUAUGCUUCUGGACGUACCACAGGAAUUGUGCUUGACUCUGGGGAUGGUGUCACCCACAACGUGCCAAUUUAUGAGGGCUAUGCCUUGCCACAUGCCAUCAUGCGCCUGGACCUGGCUGGCCGUGACCUGACAGACUACCUCAUGAAAAUCCUGACAGAACGUGGCUACUCCUUUGUGACCACUGCGGAGCGUGAAAUCGUCCGUGACAUCAAGGAGAAACUGUGUUAUGUGGCCCUGGACUUUGAAAAUGAGAUGGCCACUGCUGCCUCUUCCUCCUCUCUGGAAAAAAGCUAUGAGCUUCCUGAUGGUCAGGUGAUCACCAUUGGAAAUGAACGCUUCCGCUGCCCAGAGACCCUUUUCCAGCCUUCUUUCAUUGGCAUGGAGUCUGCUGGCAUUCAUGAAACCACAUACAACAGCAUCAUGAAGUGUGACAUAGACAUCAGAAAGGAUCUUUAUGCCAACAACGUACUGUCUGGAGGCACUACAAUGUACCCGGGUAUUGCAGACAGGAUGCAGAAGGAAAUAACUGCUCUGGCUCCCAGCACUAUGAAGAUCAAGAUCAUUGCUCCUCCUGAACGUAAGUACUCCGUCUGGAUUGGAGGCUCUAUUCUUGCCUCCCUUUCUACUUUCCAGCAGAUGUGGAUCAGCAAACAGGAAUAUGAUGAAGCUGGCCCAUCCAUUGUUCACCGCAAAUGCUUUUAAAUUGCUUGAUCUUUAUAUGCCUCCUUAGUGUAUUACUGUGAAUGUAUUCAGGAAAAUACAUUCUUAUAAUUUCAUUCCAUAAAUCCUUCAUCGUAACUACUCUAAUUAAUUGGAUACUGUAUUUUUUUAAUAAAUUUUAAAUGUGCUAU